GAGCAGGCGCAGGUUGGGCAACGCUGGGCUGGGCGCUCGUGGUAGCGGCAGGUAGCGCUGUGCUGCGAGGGGGACACUUAUAACCCCUACGAUCGUUAGGGGAAGGCGGUUGUACGCAUGCGCUCGCGGACAGCGUCUCCGAACCGAGCGUAAACGCCGCUGUGCAUGACGCCCGUUAACGGGCGCGAUACCAGACUGCGCCUGCGCGGGGGCGCGAGUCCCUUCCCUCUCAAGGGCAUGGAACCUGUUGCAAGAAAGAUCUUCAAAGGAGUUCUACUUUUGGAAGUGGCUGGGGUUGCUGGAGCAUAUUUACUAUUUUACAGAAUGGACACAAGUCAAGAUUUUAGACAUACAAUGAACAGGAGAUUUCCAUCCAUUCUGGAAGUUUAUUACAAAAGCAAUGAAUGGGCUGGAGUUUAUGGAAUAAGGGAGAAUGACCAACUGAAAUGGCUAAGCAGCAAAAAUUAGAAGCCUUUGUGUUUGAACUGUUUUUUCUUCUUGAUAAUAUUUUUCACAUCUCUGUUGUGAAGCCAGUUGUCACGCUCUGCUUCCCACUUGAGCUGUUUGACACCUACAAGGGAAGAGGAGGAAUGACAAAUAAGAGGUGGUGGAUAACUGAUGUAUCCUUUGAACACUGUUUGGAAUUUGAAUAAAUGAUAAGACUAAUCUACCCCCAAAUUCAUAACACCAAUAAAGUGUGAACUAUUGGAUUUUUCACCUCAGAAGAAAUUUUUCCAUUUUGCAAAAACUGUUAUACUUGAAACCUUUUGGGCCUGUUUUAAAAGCACACAUUUUAGAAUUGCUUUCAUGGAUCCUGUGUUAUAGUUUGCAUUAACACUAUUGUUUAAGUAGAAUACUCAAUGUUUAGGAUGGGAGCCAUCAAAUUUUUUAGACCAGAGAAAUGAGUAUAAGGCUUUGUAUUAAACAGGUUUUAUCUAUUUGAUUAAUCCCACUUUGAAAAGUAGAUUUUUUACAGAUUUAGAUUUGUGGGGGAAAACUGUUUUUGCUCCAUAUACACCAAAGCUGGGGAAUGGUGUGUUUGGCUAAACCUUGGUUACAGCAGCUUUUAUACCAGAAAGAUUCCCAUCAGAGAGAGUUAAAUUACAUAAUUUAGAAUUAAGUAUUUAAUGAUGCAAGUCAAAAGCUGCACAUCAUUUUGCAAAAUGCUUGCAAGUGCUGUGAUUAAGUACAAUUAAAUCUAGACUAGGGUGAGUUCUUAAAAACAAGUACAGUUGUAUUAUACAUCAUGUAUCUACAUAAAGUUAUACUGGAGUAGUGGCUGAAUUAUUUUUUGUGGAUUUAACUUCAUUUUAAAAUGGCAUACACAGUUUAUUUUUAAAAAUAACCAAGCAAUGACUUUCUUAAGGAUUGUGCAUAGGUACUUAUUCAAACAGUGUAAGGGUAUAGUUUGUUUAUAGAACAUGUAACUGCACUUACUUGCAUUAUCUUUGUUAGCCAUUGCAUUCAUACCAAUGUUGUCAAACUUGGACUUAACAUUUUCAUCCAGAAGAGUGCCGAACUUUAAAGAGAGAAAAAUAUUAGUAUUUUCUUUAUGGAAAGAUAUACAUGGGCAAAAUGUGAGAUCAAGCAUUUUUUCUUAAAUUAUAUAUACUAAAUCAGAUUUACCUCUUCUGCAGCAGCAAGCAUGCCCAUGUCUUUGAGUUUUCUUUUCUUUUGCUGUUUUGAUCCUUCAAAUAAAUUAUUGAAAAUUGUAAUCAGCUAAAAUUCUACAUUUUCCCAGGCACCACCACCAGACAAAAAUUCAUCCUUUAAUAAUUGUCCAAAGUGUCUGAUUUCUAUUAAUGCUCCUAGAAAAGCAUUUAAUAUUUGUAAUAUAUAUAUAUAUAUAUAAUAUUCCUAUUUAAUACAUCUAAGUAUCUAGAAUGUAACUAGAAGAUAAAGGAUUUCGCUAUCAUUUCAUUGCAGGGAGAGAUGUGUGAACAGAUCGCUUAAUAAAGUAACAAUAUUGUAAUAGCAACCUAAAGACCCAAUCAGGAUUAAAGCCCCCUAGUGCAAGGUGUUGUACAAAGAAAUAGUCCCUGUCCUGUCCAGUUUACAGUUCAAGUGAUAGAUGAAGGGUCAAGGACUACACUCCAAAAUAUAAUAUGAAAGUGUUAACAUGUAUAUGAAAAUUUAUAAAUACUAAUCUGAUAUUUCCAUCUGUCCCUUAAGCAGUCAUUAAUUGGCUGACUUCUAAUCAAUGCUGCAGCAGAAAUGGGUCUUAGAGUAAUACUCUUCUGGAGUCAUUCAGGGAGAAGAUUUCAAUAGCACUCACUAGCAUCCAGAAGGAACUGAUCUCACAAAAGUGGUCUGCUAGUGUUUGUAACAAAAAUACACUAGACAGUUUUAAAAUCUACCUAGUUUGGUAUACAAAAAUUGGGGAUUAGUUUCUCUCUGAGAGAAGGGAUGGCUGAUAAGAUUAGGGAUUGUGUGCCAGUAUUUUUUUCCUCCCAAAAAGGAUUGCCUCACUAAAUUCACGGCCAUGAAAACCAUGUCAUGAAUUGUGGAAAUCUGGUCUUUGAUGUGCUUUUACCUGAUACUCCCCUGUAAAAUCUGUAUAAACCAGUGUUUCUCAAAUUGGGAGUCUAGAACCAAAAAGGAGUUGUAGGACAUCACAAGAUUUUAGGGGGUUGUGGUAUUGCCACCCUAACUUCAGAGCAGGGCAGCUGGAGAGUGGCUGCUGCUGGCCAGGAGCCCAGCUCUGAAGGCAGCACCGAAGUAAAGGGGGCAAUACCAUACCAUGCCACUCUUACUUCUGUGCUGCUGCUAUCAAAGCUGGGUAGUUGGAGUGGCAGCUGCUGACUGAGGGCCUAGCAGUUUUGUUGAGAGUUACGAACAACCUCCGUUCCCAAGGUGUUCAUGACUCUGAUGUUCUACUGUAUGUUUUUAGCUCUCAAACUUUAAACAGGUGGGAUACAUUGACUAACACACCUUUUAACCAAAAUAUUAAUCUGUGUUUGUGUUAAUCUAAUUAAAAAUCCUUUCCCUUA
Molecule: messenger RNA, 2990 nt
Organism: Dermochelys coriacea (leatherback sea turtle)
Lineage: Eukaryota; Metazoa; Chordata; Testudines; Dermochelyidae
Gene: CEBPZOS
Product: CEBPZ opposite strand
Source: RefSeq, a predicted model, not a curated record